Drosophila erecta is the source of this 638-nucleotide messenger RNA. RefSeq lists its product as uncharacterized. Lineage: Eukaryota; Metazoa; Arthropoda; Insecta; Diptera; Drosophilidae. The record is from RefSeq and is a predicted model, not a curated record. The transcript has a single exon. Bases 173 to 394 code for a protein of 73 amino acids.
GUAAGCAAUGCCACAAAAGUAAAUAUGGAAGUGCUGGAUGGGGGACACGAGGCCUACAUUGGGGCACGUGAGGCAAAAGCUGCUCCUGUGGCAACGGAAAACCGUUUGAAAUUCUCACGCAUUGCGCCAAAAGCGUUUAAGCUUUGAAACCGUAUUUGAUUGCACCUGACACAUGUCAUGUGUAACUAAGGAGUCGCCACCAACCAGCAAUAGCUAUCGCAGUAGCAAUAGCAAUAGCAACUACAACGAUGACAGCAACAGCGAAAGUGGUUCCUGCCACACACAAGCAACAACAACAACAACAAAGCUAAGAGACCGGAAUGGAGGGGAAAGAGGGGAAAUCACCUGGAGAGCAGCAAGCGGAAACUGCGGUCUGAUGAAUAUCCCGCAGUGAAAUGCACUGAAAUUGUCUCCCAAAAUGGGCGAAAAUUAAAUGCAGCCGGGGGGUGAGGUUUGCAGUUAGUGUGCUGUUAAUUCAAUUAAUUGCGGACUAUGAACGUUUAAUGAUUAUGCAAAUUACCGAAAUAAGAGUGAAACUAUGACCUACUACAACAACUCCGAGGAUAACGAAGAAGAUCAGCUCACUGUAAAGUGUUCUUUAAAGUUUCUCUAAAUGAAUAUGUAUACCAUUGAUUGUA